Penicillium oxalicum is the source of this 1041-nucleotide messenger RNA. RefSeq lists its product as uncharacterized. Lineage: Eukaryota; Fungi; Ascomycota; Eurotiomycetes; Eurotiales; Aspergillaceae. The coding region runs from base 1 to 1041 and encodes 346 amino acids. Gene Ontology annotation, biological process: protein N-linked glycosylation. Gene Ontology annotation, molecular function: glycosyltransferase activity. The transcript has 2 exons. Gene Ontology annotation, cellular component: Golgi membrane. The record is from RefSeq and is a predicted model, not a curated record.
AUGGGGCUGAAAGCUUCGCCAAAGCUUUUCCUGGCUGUACUGCUGAUCACGGGCUUCGUGAUUCUAUGGAAGGCACUCGCCGUGCAAACACCACCGUGGCCUCCAUCAUCGGGUCUUUAUGACAAAAUAUCAGAUGGAGUGGGAAGCCUCUACUCGGGAGGCAGUUCCAAGACUCACAGCAUUUCUGCCGGUGGCGCUGAUACACAUGCUCCCGGCUCAAUCGUCAUGGUGACUGGCAGCACAGGGAAUAAUCGAAUGCUGGGCAUGCCACGCAUCAAAGAAAUGGUAUAUGAGAAUCGGAUGACAUACGCCCUGAAGCACGGAUUAGAGUUCAUGUGGGCGAACAUGACCAGCUACAAUCUUCCCGACGGGGCACCCAUCUAUUGGAAUAAAAUUCCAAUCCUGCGAGAUGCAUUCGACCGUUUCCCAGAGGCAGAAUGGAUCUGGUGGAUGGACAUCGACAUUAUCAUCAUGAACAUGUCGCUCAACAUUUAUGACCACGUACUGUCCCCGCAAGGCAUGGACCGCAACAUCCUGCUUGAUUAUCCCAUCAACGGCGCUGGAGGCCAAGACACCGGUUAUCGAACACCGACAACCUACCGCCAUGAGGAUAUCAAAUUUGUCAUCUCGCUGGAUCAUUGGGGUAUGAAUGUGGGCAACUUUCUCAUGCGACGGGGCGAGUGGAGCGACUGGCUCCUGGACAUGUGGACCGAACCACUGUACAUCUCUCAGAACUGGGUCUUCCCUGAGAAUGAUGGAUGGACACACAUGUGGCAGCACCAUGAUAUUGUUCGAAACCAUGCGGCCUGUAUGAACCAACGUUCUAUGAAUGCUUAUCCAGACUAUAACGCCCUCGGGUUACACUGGGAAACGGGUGAUCAUGUGGUGCAUUUUGCUGGCUGCGGAGGUGAUCAUAUCUGCGAAGGUGCUUGGGCCAGAUACUGGGACCAGCGAGAAGAUGUGGAAGUUCCUGAGAUGGUGACCAACAAAUUGCGUGAUGGCGUUGCGGAGAUUGAAGCUUUCCAAGGCGGCGGCAAGUAG